Molecule: messenger RNA, 1795 nt
Organism: Monopterus albus (swamp eel)
Lineage: Eukaryota; Metazoa; Chordata; Actinopteri; Synbranchiformes; Synbranchidae
Gene: mpzl2b
Product: myelin protein zero-like 2b
Exons: 4
Coding region: 591-1202 (203 amino acids)
Biological process (GO): cell-cell adhesion
Cellular component (GO): plasma membrane
Source: RefSeq, a predicted model, not a curated record
GAUAUGAAUCAUGGUCAAGUUAAAAGUGUCUUUACGUAUAGUAUUAUUGUGCCAUUCAGACGGAUGUAUUAUGCACUGACUACAAACGCAUUCAGACUCUGCAAGGAAAAACAUUUACCAGCAUUUGUACGUACAGACGUUAUGAUUCUUCCAGUUCAAUAACUUCGAAUUAAGUGACCUUUAAGCAGCAUGUGCAUUGUCAUGUAUAAUGAGAUUCUGACUUUCGUUCAUCUGGUCAGAUUGUUGUCCCUGGUGAGUUUGAACAGCCUACAUGUUUUCUAAAUGCAAAACCACAAAUUUUCACUUCCUAAUAAAACUUCACUUAAGCCACCAUAAACAAUGACGUGUGGAAUUAAAGGGAAACGCUAAAACAGCAAACAGUUCACUGCAGAACAACGAUUGAGGGCGAUGGGUUAGACGAGGUUAUGCAACAAGUGAACGCCGCCCUAUCCAGUGUGGUUUUCGCGACUCGAGUGUCUUGAAAAACGGUUAUUCGGAUAGUCUGUGGUGAUAUUUCAGUAAAUUGACCCAAUUCAAUAAACUUGUGUGAACAGAGGAGGAAAAACUCCGCCUGAAUUUAGGCAGUGUAAAUGUCUUAUCCCAUGUAUCGGAUAUGGCUUCUGCUUCCCCUGGGAGGAUUCCUGUUGCCAGGGGCGCGCCAUGUCAGUGCAAUAGAGAUUUACACUCCACGUGAGGUGGAGGCGGUCAACGGGACAGAUGUGAAACUGAAGUGCACUUUCAGUUCCACUCAUCCAGUGUCGCUUCAGUCCGUCAUAGUGUCCUGGAACUUCCGCCCUAUUGAUUCAGGAGCUGAUGAGUCGGUGUUUUACUACCAAGAGGUGCCAUUCCCUCCUUCAGCAGGGCGUUUUCAAGGCCAUGCAGUGUGGUCAGGAGAUAUUAUGAAACAGGACAGUUCCAUCACUCUGCAGCAGGUGCAGCCAAACUUUAAUGGUACCUACGUCUGCCAGGUGCGCAACCGACCAGAUGUGCAUGGCAGCAAUGGAGAGAUCAUCCUCAGAGUUGUCAACAAAGUUUCUCUCUCUGAGAUUGGCAUCCUGGCUGCCACAGUUGGAGGGGCCUGUGGUGUAGUCCUGAUCCUCCUUGCUAUAUUUGUGGCAGUGAGGGUGUGCAAAAGAAAGCGAAUGGAAAACAGCAUAGAGAUGCAUCCAUCGAAAGGGUUGAAGGACCACAAUGUGCUGUGAGGGCCAGAGAGCAGGAGUUCUGUUGCUUCUGUGGACUUGUAUGGAGUCUGAAUGACUGUGGUCCAGUCUGCUGGAAGAGACAAAUGGAAGUUGAGGGUGAGAAGGCAUCUUCUUUUUACAUUUGCUCCACCAGUGUGAACCUCUCAGCUAUUAUUGUAGUUCAGUUGCUUCAGUAUUAGAGAUAUACAGUACAAUGCUGCCAAAUUGUUAUUCACUUUUAUGUUUUUUUUACCAAAAAUUGCUGUUGAUUGCAUUAACUGAAUUUUAUCAGUUUUUAAAUAGUAGAUGAUGAGAUGUAAAUAUGAUUUGUUUUUCUAAGUGUGGAUCAUUAACCUCUGUUCACAACAGCAGUGCUGACUGCACCAACUCAGCUGCUGUUCAUUAUUCUCUCUUGAUUUCAUCAUAUAACUAUAAUGUGAGCAAUUAAAUGUUUUUAAGGAAUUAUUUUUAAAUUGUUUGUUAUUCUGUUGUGUUUUAUAGAAUUGUAUUCAGACUGAAUCAUCAUCAGUUGAAUCAAUGUUUUUAUCCCUAGAGUACAGUAGCACUUCAUAUGUGAUACUGCUGCACUUAGUAGAGUCAGAUUCUCUCUAUUU